AUGGCGUGGAACGUCGCCAAUUUCAUCGCUCUUGCGGUGACGUUUCUGCUCCUCGCAAUCGUCUCUGUCGCUUUGAGAUUUUGGGCUCGGACGACAUCUCUCAGGUCGUUCGGCCCGGACGAUGCCUUGAUCAUUCCAGCAGUGCUAUGCGUAGUCGGCAUGGCUAUAACAAUGAUCGUUGGGACACGGAUUGGAGAGAUGGCGCAACAUUAUACAAACGAAAUGGGUCCUCAUGGGCCGGUAUACACAAAACACCUAGCGAACUAUGAGAAGGCCAACUAUACUCUUCAACUUCUCCCCUUAGCUUCCUUGGGAUUUAGCAAGGCCUCUGUUUUAUGUUUCUACCGCCGAAUUUUCUUCGUCUACGAACGAUUCUUGAAUGUGAAUACGGUCCUAAUGGUCAUUGUCGUGGCCUGGGCGGUAUCGUUCUUCUUCACAACCCUGUUCCAAUGUAAAAAUCCCCGCACUCUUUGGACGACUUUCGAAUAUUCGAGAGUUGAAUGUGUAGACACACUACCGUUCUACUACGCUGUGUCAAUCAGUGGGUUUCUCACGGACCUCAUGAUAUUGGCCUCGCCCCUCCCCAUCAUAUACCAACUUCAAAUGCCUUUGAAGAAUCGAAUUGCCGUAGCAGGUAUUCUUUUGCUUGGAACAGUUGUGUGUGGCGCAGGAAUUACACGCUUCGUAACCUUUGUCAAUAUUGGUCACGGCAUCUUCGCGAACAUCAACGACAUCACAUACUUUACCACUCCUGUAUUUGCAUGGACUAUGAUCGAGAGCUCUCUCGCUGUGGUCGGCGCGAACCUCCCGCUUCUCCGGCCUCUCCUCCACCAGAAAACAUACACGUCCUCGUAUGCCUGGUCAUUGCUUCGUUCCUUGCACAUUAGACGCUCUGAUAAUAGUAGCUAGGAGCGACUUGGUUAAAAAAGUGAAGGUCGUUUCAAUAAUGAUAUUCAACUUAUGAACAAGGCGAUAUCAAGCCAGGACAUAAAUUUAAAAUCAGUUAUUCCGCAGGUGGAGCCGGCGAGGCCUUCUGGAGAAGGCGUUUAUAUGCAGCGCAAGUAUGAAGUGGCAUAACGGCCGCAAGAAUGUUACUCUACGUGAAAUCCAGCCAGCUUAGCAACAAAGAAAGAUGAUCCAAAAGAUCCUAUUUUAUCUCAACUUACCUAGGUAGUACCUAUUCUCAGAAAG
Mytilinidion resinicola is the source of this 1191-nucleotide messenger RNA. RefSeq lists its product as uncharacterized. Lineage: Eukaryota; Fungi; Ascomycota; Dothideomycetes; Mytilinidiales; Mytilinidiaceae. The record is from RefSeq and is a predicted model, not a curated record. The transcript has 7 exons. Bases 1 to 909 code for a protein of 302 amino acids.